Nezara viridula (southern green stink bug) is the source of this 1619-nucleotide messenger RNA. The record is from the annotation of a GenBank genome assembly. Lineage: Eukaryota; Metazoa; Arthropoda; Insecta; Hemiptera; Pentatomidae.
GUUUAGCAACUUGCCUUCACUGCUAUCCACAAUGGAUGACGAUGAAUCGUAGAUUUCGAAGGUUAUAGUUUGGGAGUACUGUUAUCUCCAAAUACUUUUGAUUAUGUAAUAAUAUUUUUUAUAAUUUAUUUGCCGUAUUUCAUUAUUCAAAAGAAGAAGUAUUUCAUUUGUGAAAUCUUUUCACAGUAUUUUAUGCCCAAGGAUGGAUCAGUCACCUAGUAAUGUGCUUAAGGUGAUAUUUGGAGUACAUUUAACGCUAAUAUCACUUGGAUCACAAGGAUACUGGAAUCCUGAUUCGUAUAUGCUUUAUAAUUUAAUAUUCCUUUUGACAAUCUUAUGGAGUAUUCAUAAUAAAGAUAAUGCAGAACCAUUACAAUACGCAAUAGGUGUCAAUUUACUUGCAGCAUUUCUGGAUGUAAUCACAUUUGUGGGUUAUUUUCCUACAGGUCGAGGCAGUGGAGAAAAAUUCAGUGCUGCAAUGGCAAUAAUUAAUCUUCUUGUUAGACCAGUAUCAUUGGUGUUCAUGUGUCGAAUGUGUAAUCAAAGAAUGGGAUUAGAUACUGACAAUUUUGCCAAUAUCUUUACAGGAAACAAUAUUGCUACUUCAUCUAGCAGAAACACGUAUGAAGAUAUUGGAAAUUGAAGACAUUUGUAUAUAAUUUUUUUACAAAUAUAUUUUGUAAAAUCAUGAUAAUCCUCGUUCGUUAAUUAUAAACGUAAGUUAGGGUUAUGUACAAUAAUAGUUAUAUAUUUUACCAAGUCAUUCAAACAUAGUUUAGUUAAAUCAAAUUAUAUACUUGCACGUGUUCAGAUUCGUCAAACCAGCUAUCAGUAUUUUGAUUUAAACAGAUCUGUGAUAAUUCAAGUUUUCAUGCUUAAUAUUAAAAGAUGCUUCGAUCUUUUAAUAUACUGUGAUUCAUUCUCAUACCAAAGUUAAAAAGAAUUGAAAACAUUAUUUUGUAAUGUUAAUUGUGAAUAUGAACUUUAUUCAGGCACAAAAUUCAACUGUACAUUAUCACUCUCACUGGUUUUAAUUAUAACUUAGAAAUUACUUAUGUAUGUAAAUUUAUUAUAAUUUAAUUUAAAUGUUAUUAAAUAGGAACAAAGGCUGAUAUGUAUUUUUUUUUUUUAAAUAUUGCUGUGUUCAAUAAACUUAUGUUAUCUGAAUCUCUAGGCCAUAAAAAACAAUGAUUUUCAUAUCUUUAGCUGUUAAUGUGACGAAAUUUUCUAUCAAAAGUCUUGUCUUGAGAGGAUUUUUUUCAUUAUUAAUGUUUCUUUCCCCUAUCACCUUUAUGAAACUAAAACUAAUUGCUACUUUAUUUUUUUAAAAAAACUAUAAUUUUUUAAUAAAUUUAUAUUAUAAACUUUCUUGUUAUUAACAUAUGUAAAUAUGCCCUUUACUGGGAAGGACAGUGAUAGAGAUUUCAUCCUAAAUCUUAGGAUUCAAUGGUGUUCAAACUGCUUGAAUAAUACUUUAACAUUGACUGAUACUCAUUUUCCAAAAAUUGAAUGGAUUGAGAAAAUGUCUGUCUAAACAUGGUUUCUUCAUCUUGGUAAAGCCUUUUAUAUUUAUUUUGAAAGGAAAGCUCUCUGAGAGCGUUACCAUUUCUAGCUGACGU